Messenger RNA from Symbiodinium sp. CCMP2456, 921 nucleotides. The record is from the annotation of a GenBank genome assembly. NCBI's taxonomy places the organism in Eukaryota, Dinophyceae, Suessiales, Symbiodiniaceae.
AUGCGCGCGGAGAUUCAACAUCGCGUGAAGCUGGAGAUCAGAAUCGGAGAGUUUGUGUCCCAGAACUAUCAAUACUACUCCAGGAUUUACAACGGAACUCACCUACCUCCUGGCAGGCGAUUCGUUGACGCCUCCUUCAUCCAGGCUUCUUCCAGAGCUGCACGCGUCAGUUUGCUGGGUCAGGGAAGGGAAUCCAUGGUGAGGCAUAUCAUACCUUUUACCAAGGACAUUGCCAUGCAGGACGAGAACAGGGCCAUACGGCUUUUUGACCAGGUGGAGUUCCACAAGUUCCAGCAGAAAAGGCACCCUGUCCCAGUCUCCCUGUUGGAAGAAGAAGAGCAACAAGAGGAGGAGCAACAAGAAGAUGAUGAGGAAGAAGAAGAGGAAGAGGACGAGGAAAAGGAAGAAGAAGAGGAAAAGGAGGAGGAAGAGGAUCAGGAGGAGGAGAAAGAGGAGGAAGGGGCCGAAGUGGGUGCAGUAACCACGGUGAGCUCCGGCAAGCAGAUGCAAAGCGCAGCCCUGGUGGACUUAGACGAGACUGAGGAAUCUGAGGACACGUCGGACAGGGACUCUGUGGAGGGUGGCAGAAGGAGACGACGACGGAGGCGAAACCGCCGGAGGUGGAUCGGUGGAAGGAGACGCAGUAGACGUCGCAGAAGAAUUUUCAAAGUCAUUGCGAAGAUGGUUGAGGAUGUCGUUGACUUCAUGGAGAGCCUUACGACAUGCUUGGGCUUCUGGGUAGAGUUCGCAAGCACUGGCUAUGACUACGAGAUCGUGCCCGGAACGGUGUCCAUGUCUCUUGGACUCUCCACGGGCUCCAUGGGGGCACUUGAGGACCUCAUCUCCAAACGAGCUCCACGUGCUUUCAUCUCCUUGGACUUUGGCUUCGCAGUGGGUGCGACCAUGAAGGGCUAUUGCUGA